AACCCUAAACGUGAAAAAAGGGGGUUUAUGCUCUUCCCCUGAAUCUUUAACCCUUAAUUGAUUUGCAGAUAGGUUUAUAGGGUCGAAAGUCCGUCAAUGGCGGCUUCCAGGUUUGCAUCUUUGGCUGCUAUGGCAGCUGUUGCGGCCGCAUCAACCACCACUUGUUCCUAUGCCGACGCUCCGUCAUUUCGUUUCAAUCCGUUUGCUCAAUCUCCGGCUCCAUCGCAGUCGCCUCAACUGGCGUCGGAACCUACAAACGCGGAACCUAAGCCAGAGGUUGAGGAUUCGAAAGGCGGUUUUGAUCCUGAAGCUCUAGAAAGGGGGGCUAAAGCACUCAGAGAAAUCAAUAGUUCUCCCUAUUCUAAACAGGUAUUUGAGGUAAUGAGAAAGCAAGAGCAGGGCCGUCUUACUGAAUUGGCAGCGGAGAAGGCUCAUCAGGAAGCUAUUCAGGCUCAACUUGAUAUCGAAAGACAGCGAAAACUUGCCGAAGAUCAAAGGAAUUUAGUUCAACAACAAUCACAAGCUAAGGCCCAGAUGUUGCGAUAUGAAGAUGAAUUGGCUAGGAAAAGGAUGCAGACAGAUAAUGAAGCCCAAAGACAACACAAUGCUGAAUUAGCGAGGAUGCAAGAGGAGUCUUCUAUACGGAAAGAACAAGCAAGGCGAGCAACUGAAGAGCAGAUUCAAGCUCAACAAAGGCAGACGGAAAAAGAGAGAGCUGAGAUAGAACGUGAAACCAUUAGAGUUAAGGCCAUGGCUGAAGCGGAAGGCCGUGCCCAUGAAGCAAAACUAACCGAGGACCACAACAGGAGGAUGCUUGUAGAACGAGUAAAUGGUGAGAAGGAAAAGUGGCUUGCUGCAAUCAACACAACUUUUGGUCACAUUGAAGGUGGCGUCAGGAUGUUGUUAACAGAUAGAAGCAAACUAGUAAUGACCGUUGGAGGAGUUACCGCCUUAGCUGCAGGAGUUUAUACAACCAGGGAAGGUGCCAGAGUUAUGUGGGGGUAUGUAAAUCGUAUUCUUGGACAACCAUCACUGAUUCGAGAAUCAUCCAUGGCAAAAUUCCCAUGGUCGGGGAUAGUAACUCGUGGAACACAAAAACUCCGUAAUUAUACUACUGCAACUGGAAAAUCAGUUUCUGUGGAAGAUAAAGCUAAAUUUGGGAACAUUGUACUCCAUCCUUCUUUGCAAAGGAGAAUAGAGCAUCUAGCUCGAGCUACUGCGAAUACCAAGUCACAUCAGGCACCAUUUCGCAACAUGCUCUUUUAUGGACCUCCUGGCACUGGCAAAACUUUGGUUGCAAGGGAAAUAGCUCGAAAAUCGGGCUUGGAUUAUGCAAUGAUGACAGGAGGAGAUGUUGCUCCGCUUGGUGCACAGGCAGUUACUAAAAUUCAUGAGAUAUUUGAUUGGUCUAAGAAGUCAAAGAGGGGUUUGCUGCUAUUUAUUGAUGAGGCGGAUGCUUUCCUUUGCGAACGUAACAGCACACACAUGAGUGAAGCCCAAAGAAGUGCUUUAAACGCAUUGCUCUUCAGAACCGGAGACCAAUCAAGAGACGUAGUUCUUGUCCUUGCCACUAAUCGACCCGGUGAUCUCGAUAGCGCUAUAACGGACCGUAUCGACGACGUGAUCGAGUUCCCGCUUCCUCAGGAAGACGAACGGUUCAAACUAUUGAAACUCUAUUUGCACAAAUAUCUUUAUGAGGACAGUGACAACAUUAAGGAAUCCAAAUGGCAUUCCCUUUUCAACAAGAAAACACAAAGGAUCGUGAUCAAAGAUUUAUCGGAUGAUGUGAUACGUGAGGCUGCUAAAAAGACGGACGGGUUUUCUGGCCGUGAAAUAGCGAAACUAAUAGCCAGUGUUCAAGCAGCGGUUUAUGGACGGCCGGAUUGUGAUUUAGAUUCGCAGCUGUUUCUGGAGAUCGUGGAUUACAAGGUCGGUGAGCAUCACCAGCGAUUGGAGCUAGCGAAUGCAGGUAACCAGCUAGCAUAAAUAACACUUCGUUUCCGCAUGUAAGAGGUGGAAUUCGUUAUUGUUUUCAAUUUUCGCCUGCCGGAAUUUUGAACGAUAUAUAAAUAUUCGAAGAAGAGACGAAAAGGGGUGGAUUUUGGUAGGAUUUUGAGUAUUAGAUAUAAGAGGCUUUGGCAACUAGGGUUUUUUUUGCUUGUUCCUGUAGUUGUGAAAGUAUGUAUUUCAUAAGAAUAGGGCAUUUCUAUUGAAACGUUGAGAAGUGUCGAUUUGACCCUUUGUGCGGUUGAGCGU
Cynara cardunculus var. scolymus (artichoke) is the source of this 2256-nucleotide messenger RNA. Its product is annotated as ATPase family AAA domain-containing protein 3-like. Gene Ontology annotation, cellular component: mitochondrion. Gene Ontology annotation, molecular function: zinc ion binding; ATP hydrolysis activity; ATP binding. The coding region runs from base 97 to 1986 and encodes 629 amino acids. Gene Ontology annotation, biological process: mitochondrion organization. NCBI's taxonomy places the organism in Eukaryota, Viridiplantae, Streptophyta, Magnoliopsida, Asterales, Asteraceae. The record is from RefSeq and is a predicted model, not a curated record. The transcript is spliced from 8 exons.